AUAAAUGAACAAUUAUUGAUGAGAAAAUUAUAAAAGUCCUAUGUAUCGUUUCUGUGAAUUUUAUCACUGAGAAAAAUCAUAAAUAUACUAUCCGUAAAAUCAUAUUAAAUAACAUAAAAUAAAAUUUAAUUAUACAAUUAAUAAGUCAAUCAACUCAAUCAAAUCAAAUUGUGAUUUCGGAAAAUUACCUCCUACAAAUAUCAACACAUUAUUAUUAAUUGUUAGAGAAAAAGUUUAUUCGAAUAACUAAAGUACUUUUGUGGAAUUACAAUUGUUGGUCAGUAGUACUCAAUAUACAUAUAUAUAUAUAUCAACUUUUUCAAGUGAAUACAUUUUUUAUUUUAAAGAAUUGUAUAGAGCUGCGUUUCUAGAAUAGUUGGUUAUGCAAACAGUGCUGUUUAAUUCCUAAUUCUGAUCAAUAAAAGUAACAAAUACGCACGAUAAAUAAUAAUCAACAUGCCAAUACCAAAUAUUCACGUGAAUGCAAUAGACGACACUGAGACAGAUGAGAGACGAAAUAAGAAACCGUCCAUACCUCUAUUGCGUGUAGUCAGUGACAAUGUAGAUGGACAAACAAAUGAUAUACACAACAGUGAUGAUGACGAUGAUGAAGAUGAUGUAAUGACAGCGGAAGAAGAAGCAGCUAUUGCACGUCGAUUUCUUAGUGGAAAUGAUCAAACAGAAAAACGCAGAAUGUCUUCAUUGGACAUGUAUCUUUCGCAACCAGAAGUUAAACCGGAAUCCAUGAUCAUCAAUCGUCAUAUAAGUUUGAAAGAAGAAGAAAAGGGAUUUGAGGCAGAGCAAAUGCUUCUACGUCAAAAAGAACGUGAAGAAAUGGAAAAACAUCAAGAACAAUUGCGAUUAGAACGUGAAGAGGUUAAAAAAGCUAGAGCAACCAAAAGACAUUCGAAAGUCGCAGAAGAACAAGAAUCUAAUAAAAAUCAUCAAGUUAGACGAGUGAAUUAUCAUAAACAAGGUUUGGGAGGUUUGAGUAAAGAACGUAGAAAAAAAUUAAAGGAAAUGAUAUUGCAAAAAGCAAAAAAUGAACUACUUGAAGAAAGAAGAAAAGAAUUACGAAAUCGUGAAGAUCACAUCAAACAACGAGCUCCACCAUUCGAUAUUGAUGGUUUGAAUCAAUUGCAACUUGAAGAGAAGAUUAAGUCAUGGUAUGAGCAAGUUAAACAAUUAGAAUUACAAAAAUACGAAUGGGAACAAAGAUUACGCAAACAGGAUGAAGAAAUUAACGAUUUAACAGCUCAGUUAUGCUCGAUUAAAGGUCAUUUUCAAAAACCAAUUCUUCGUAAAGUUGCUAAACCAAUGUCAACGGAUAGAUUACGUGCUAAAAGUGUUACACCAAAUUUCACAAUCAAAACUGGGCAUAGAAAUUUUGUAGAAAUUAAAAGAAAACUAUCCGAUAGUAGUGAUCCAGGUGUGAAAUCAAAUUUGAAUGGAACCGGUGAAGUAUUUGCAAAUAGCUGAUCAAAGAAAUGCUGAAUUAUUCAUCACGAUAUGAUGAUGAUGAUGAUGAAUUUAUUUUCGUCUGUUAUUCAGAAAAAAACUAACAAACAAUUAUAACAGUAUUGCAUUUACUCUUCUCUUUUUCCCUCAUUACACAAUUUUUUUUACCCAAGAGGGAAAAACAGAUUACCUACGAAAUAAUAACUAUAGCUUUCAAAUGAUUAGAGAAUGCAUCAUAUCAGAGAGAGAGAAAAAAAGAAUAUGAUUAUUAUUAUUAUUAUGAUUUGAAUCAAUCUUGUCUAUUUUAUAAAUUUUCAAUCGAACUAAUUGUGAUUUAGUUAAAACUGGUAUCAAGAAGAAGAAGAAAACUAAACCAUUUAUUUUUUAUUUGUCAUUUCACAAAUUAUCAUCACUAUCUUCUCUCAGUCAUUUGAAUGUGUCAAUUCGUCUUUUUAUUAUGUGUGUGUGUGUGUGUAUGUGGGUGAAAUAAUUGCAAUGAGUUGGGUUUUUUUUGUUUAAACCUUUAUCCACUCUCUCUCUUUCAAAGGAUUGCAUUAAUCUAUUUUAUAUGAUUGUUCAUUUUCUUUUCCCAGGUGAGAUUAUAUAAUUGUUAAGUGUAUAUCUUUUCAUUUCGUGUAUUACACACUUACACAAAAUCCAUAAAUUCAGACUACAAGAUUAUUAUUACUAUUAUUAUUAUUAU
This is a messenger RNA of Schistosoma turkestanicum, 2161 nucleotides long. The record is from the annotation of a GenBank genome assembly. NCBI's taxonomy places the organism in Eukaryota, Metazoa, Platyhelminthes, Trematoda, Strigeidida, Schistosomatidae.